CUUUUUAAUUUUCCGGCCUUUUAUUUUUUUAUUUCCUUAUUCAUUUCUAGCCUGGCCUCUGCCCUCCUCGCCCCUCCUUAAAUUUCUUUGCCUCAACUUGUGCAAUUUACAAAAACCUAAAACACAUAUUUAAAGAAAAAAAGGCAUAUCAGUGAUUGCUUCCGAUUUAUAUAUGAAACCAAUGUAGAGCUAGCAAUGAUGAUCUUGAUGCUGAAGGGUCUAAGAGACUAAGAGGGCCUCUGCUCUUCUUCUGCUUAAUUAUCCUUCACCCACCUCAUCUUCCUCACCAUUAAGAAAGGGAGAGAGAUAGAGAGAGAGUAGAGAGAGAGAGACAGAAGAAUUAAGGUCACUGGGUCAAGGGUCCCCUCUCUUUGUUGUUUGCAAUAUAAGUCAUUUUCCUUGUUCUUUUCUGGGUCUGUGUAUGGUUGUUUGGUGCAAGUAAUAUCCAAGCAAAAAGUCAGAUUUGCUUCUGCUCUUUGUAAUAGUCAUGGUCUGGUAGUUCUCUUUCCUUGAUUUUGCUUCUCUCUGGCACUGAAUGUAAUGAAAAUGGAUAGUCUUCUUCUUCUACUUUUAGGCUUCCUUCUCACCCUCUUUUUCCAAAGAUUUUCGCUUCCAGUAGUGGUGGCCUUGGACCUGAAAAACACCACAAGGUACAAUAAGCAAGUCAGCACCUUGAGACUUGAGAGAAUUGAGAAGCACUUGGACAAGAUCAACAAGCCUCCUGUCAUGACUAUACAGAGCCCAGAUGGAGAUAUGAUUGAUUGUGUUCAUAAAAGAAAGCAGCCAGCUUUGGAUCACCCUCUGUUAAAAAACCACAAGAUCCAGAAAGUGGCACCAGAAAGGCCAAAAGUGAUGAAGACGAUGAAGCCAUCAUCAUCUUCUCGAAGUGAGAAUGAUACAGUGAAAGCGAAGACCGGUGGGAUCGCAUGGGGGCACCAAAUGUGGCAUACAAAUGGGACGAGGUGUCCGAGAGGGACUGUUCCGAUACGGCGGACCACAAUGAGUGAUGUUCUCCGAGCCAAGUCCUUGUUUGACUAUGGCAAGAAAAGUCAACGACGCACCAGUAUUCAUACGAAUAGGCAAGCUGAUGCACCCGAUGUGGUCAGUGGGAAUGGCCAUGAGCAUGCGAUUGCUUACACCGGAUCAUCGAAUGAAGUAUACGGUGCAAAAGCUACGAUCAAUGUUUGGACCCCAGCAAUCGAACAAAUGAACGAGUUUAGUCUUUCGCAAAUUUGGGUUCUGUCGGGAUCAUUCGAUGGUUCAGAUCUCAACAGCAUAGAAGCUGGAUGGCAGGUCAGUCCGGAGCUCUAUGGUGACAGCAGGCCUAGAUUGUUCACCUAUUGGACGACUGAUUCAUAUCAGGCAACUGGGUGCUACAACCUUCUGUGUUCUGGAUUUGUGCAAACAAACAGUAGAAUAGCCAUUGGAGCUUCCAUCUCCCCGGUCUCAUCGUAUGCAAGCGACCAAUUUGACGUUACUAUCCUCAUAUGGAAGGAUCCAAAGCUAGGAAAUUGGUGGAUGGGAUAUGGAGAGAAUAGUCUAGUAGGGUACUGGCCAGCAGAGCUAUUCACACACUUGGCAGACAGAGCAACAAUGGUGGAAUGGGGUGGUGAGGUGGUGAAUACAAGGUCCACCGGUGAGCACACCUCCACCCAAAUGGGUUCGGGUCAUUUUGCAGAAGACGGGUUUGGGAAAGCAAGCUAUUUCCGAAACCUAGAGGUUGUAGACUCAGACAAUAGCCUCAGUUCUGUGCGAGAAGUCUCAACCUUGGCCGAGAACACCAAUUGUUACAACAUCAAGAGUUUCUAUAACAACGAUUGGGGCACUUACUUCUACUAUGGAGGGCCAGGAAGAAAUCCAAAAUGCCCGUGAUAUUCGUCAUUAUUGAUCGAUCAAUAUCCAAGUGCACUUCAAAAUUAUUGCUACAUAUUAAUGUCUAAUUCUUUAAUUAUGUAAUUAUAGAAAUAUGCUAUUUCCACUCUUGUUUCUGCUGUUUCCAAAUUUUUGUUUCUGCAAGCAAGCUCAAGCUAGCUAGUAAUGUGUAUGAAUCAAGACAAUUGCACAAACAGGCAUGGAAAUAGCAAUGUUCCUUUAGAUUAAUGGGGUUUUCAUCUA
Messenger RNA from Rosa rugosa (rugosa rose), 2115 nucleotides. Its product is annotated as protein neprosin. Bases 541 to 1872 code for a protein of 443 amino acids. NCBI's taxonomy places the organism in Eukaryota, Viridiplantae, Streptophyta, Magnoliopsida, Rosales, Rosaceae. The record is from RefSeq and is a predicted model, not a curated record. The transcript has 7 exons.